Molecule: messenger RNA, 1554 nt
Organism: Colletes gigas
Lineage: Eukaryota; Metazoa; Arthropoda; Insecta; Hymenoptera; Colletidae
Product: inactive ubiquitin carboxyl-terminal hydrolase MINDY-4B
Exons: 11
Coding region: 118-1464 (448 amino acids)
Biological process (GO): protein K48-linked deubiquitination
Molecular function (GO): cysteine-type deubiquitinase activity; K48-linked deubiquitinase activity
Source: RefSeq, a predicted model, not a curated record
GAAAGAAGAACUACUCUCAGCUUUGUCGAUGUACUUGGUCGAGAACUAUCGUCGGUUGUAAGACGCUGAGAACUCGAGGACCUCUUCAUCUCGGACCAGUUCGUUGAUCCAGUGGACAUGGAGGAACCGGAAGAGACCGAGGAUACCGCCAAUUCGUGCUCCAAAGCGGCGUCAGCAUCCUCGGCGUGCGGCAAGAGACACUGCACGGAAAUGCGCGCGGAGAAACCGGUGUAUCUUCGACAGAAAGAGAAAAUUAUAUACCCGCGGAAUACAAGGACGCUGGUAAAGACGGCAGUAAUUGGCGGGAAACCGAUCGAGGAGGAAACGUGCAUGGCCCUACGAACCUUGGUGUUCGGGAGUCCCGCCACUCCACCGAAACCAGAAUGGGCAAGGACCGGAUUAACCUUGCGACCGUACGGUCAAAACUUGGCGUUCGGGUUACGAUCGCCACGGAACACGACGAGAGGUCUCGUCACGGCCGUUCAGGCGAUCAUGCUGAAGCACUUUCUGUUCAAAUGCAACAGACAAGACGUCCGCGUGAAUCCAGAAAGCCUGCUGAAACCUUCGUACGACAGGCAAAUCGAUGUCCUGACAGCGGCGAUAGCCGAGAUCGUUUGGCGAUGCGCCGGCGGAUUCGUAGUGCAGAAUACUGGUUGCUCGCCAAGUCAAAGUGUCGCCGGAAACGCGAACGUGCCGAGGGCCGUGGUUGCCUUGCCUCAGGAAACACCCUAUUUGCAGCAUAGCGUGCAAUAUUUCCAGGAUGGACUGACCGAGACCCUGCACUUGUUCGAGUUCGACUCUCUGGACGAUCUCCAAAUAUUCAUCAAAAGAUACUUAUAUUUGUUCCAAGACGAGGGUGGUCCCGGUGCUCAGUUGCUGUUGUACAGCGCUUUACUUUCCAGAGAUCUUUCCAAAGUACGAACCGAUCUCGAAGACCCCAGAGCGUCGAUUUUAAGCGGCUGUCCCGAAGAAGGCCCACUCAGCGUCGUGAUGCUCUCGUUGACUGGUCGCGCCUCCCCUCAUCUUCACAACGGGGUGCUCCACGUGGGGGAUGAAAACACAUACGCUGUGCCGCAAUGGGGCGUCCUCGUGAGAAGCGAGAUUGGGUUCCUGGUGCACGAGGGCGACGGACAAGUGAGCAAGCAACCGGGUUCUCGGCUGAAAACCCCAAGUUUGCCAAUCUGGGUGACCUUGUGCCAUGGUCACCAUGGCGUCCUCUUCAACACGAACCGGGAAUUGCUUCGAAAUUAUCACGCUGAACGCCUCUUCGACGUUCAGUACUUUACUUGCGGCGGCAGUCAUGCUACUUUGACCGUGGACACGAGGUCGAAUUCAGGAAAUGAUUCAGAGUUCGAGGGUGCGAGCAAAGAGUGCAUGGACAUUGCUGCGACUCCGUUAGAAAAGCUUAUUCGUUCCAAAUGGCAAGACGCUUACGUACAAUGGAACGGAACACCCUUGAUGUGAAUGCCGAACUACUACGCGUCUCUAUAAACAUCAGACAAAUUGUAACUCGAAGUUUUACCGUUCGAUCGUUAUAGCACCUUUGUAAACGUU